Molecule: messenger RNA, 2393 nt
Organism: Anguilla rostrata (American eel)
Lineage: Eukaryota; Metazoa; Chordata; Actinopteri; Anguilliformes; Anguillidae
Product: protein shisa-like-2A
Exons: 3
Coding region: 235-738 (167 amino acids)
Source: RefSeq, a predicted model, not a curated record
ACAAAAUUCAAACGCCUAUCUGGAUGCUGGGUCUGAUAGAUAGCUCAUGGUAACGCAAGAAGUCUUGAGGAUCCACCAUGGGAAACUCCAGAACCAGUUCACGGGUAAUAUCCGUAUAAGGGAAAUCACAGUGUAUAUCUAAAUCUAUUUUCUUGCGGUCCAAGUGUGAUACGUCGGUCCUGUGGUCCCCCUUGGAAAUAUAAAGUUAUCAUAUUCUGUUCUAAUCGGUCCAGAAUGAGCGCGGACUGCACGAGCUACUACAGUUCAGAGAAACACUUCGUGAACGGAUUUACUUGUCCCAAACCGGACAGCGAUGCCAAGGCGGUGUUUUGUUGUGGAUUUAACGACAUUAAGUACUGCUGUGAUGAUCCCAAUAGCUUUUUUCCUUAUGAGUACGGAUACAUGUGGUGGCUGAGUGUUGGGGCACUGGUGGGUCUCUCCAUCGCUGCAGUGGUCCUCCUAGCCUUCAUUAUCACCCUAUGUGUCCUUUGCUACCUCUUCAUCGCCACAAAACCAAGCCGGCUGGACAACGGUCUCCCACUUCGGGCACCAGGCCCUGAGCUGGGCACACUGGAAGGAGCCAGUGAGUCUAGCGCCCCUUCUGGCCCACAGGGUUUCCGCAAGCACUUCUUCAGCCGGAAACUGGACUGCGACAACCAGCCACCCGACCCGGACCGUCUGUUCCAGAGGUGCUUCAUGGCCACAGUCACCACUGUGAACGUGGAGGGGCCAUCUUAGAUCAGCCUGACGUUGACCAUGGUAGCAAGUUGGUCAUUUCAGCGAGAGACGGUUCAGAAAUUCUUCACACACACACACACACACACACACACACAGGUUUUACACAAGCUGCUCUUCACCAAACUCGCCCGCCCACCCCCAACCCCUGCUGAAUAUGGAUGAGCAUCACACUCAGCACUGUAUGAGAAAUAAAGACAAAUUCUCCAGGGAUCACCACACAGGAAGAUUUCCUCCUAACUCCAUGGUUCACAGAUUAUUCACACAUCACACCUAGAGCGUAUCUGUCGGUUGCAGCCCUGUCCAGUUAAUGUGUGGUAUGAUUUCACCAAAAUUAUUUCAUCAUGUUGCCAAUUCUGCCAAGAACUAUAUUAUGAUCAGACACUCACAGGAACUACUUUAAAAACAGAUUAGGUGCUUAGGUGCUUAGUGCAUUUCUGCCCCUCUGCUGAAUCACUUCUACCAAGCUGAAAGCUUUCUGCCAGACCAGCACAAGCUGUAAGCUGUGUUAAUUAUCAGUGUUUUUUCUCUUUCAGUGCGACAUCUUUGCUUUGCAAAACAACCUCAUUACAAAGUCAGAUUCUGAACAUGCUGAAAAGCAUUAAUUACACAACACAUUUGGUUCCUAAGUAUUCCUCUGAAGAAUACAUUAAAUGAAGUUCAUGAAAACCAGCACUGUCACACGCACAGAUGCAUGCAGGGAGAUGCAGUAGAUAUAUCGGUUUGGGCAGCUGUAUUUAUUUUCUGGAGUUAGAGAAAGCACAAAAGGAGGCAGUGUGAAGAUAAAAACUUCACCAUUCACCAGUUAAAAAUAGCAAACUAAAAUGAAGGAACACCAAAGAAAAACCAGACAAAUGGUUUUUCAUCUCCCUCUAUUGCUCUCUCUCCUCUCUCUUCCUACUCUCUCUCUCGAGUCCCCAGUCUGAGACACCUACUGUGAAAAGAAGUGCACUGCACAAAUGUGGGCUUAUUUGAAAACGCAACCGAAGAGCAUGUGCCCACUAGCCCUGAAGGGGUGGCCACUGAUUCAGUUCCCUCUCCCAAACCGAGCCAUGCCACAAGUGCAAAUUAAUUCACUCCAGUCAUUUCCUUAUAUUUUAUUAUGUGUAAAUUACUUUUCUUUUUCUUCAAAAAAAGUGACUUUGUGAAGUGCUUUGCAUGUAAAAAUUCAAAUUGAUGAAAGGGCUUGGACAUUUCACUUGGACAUUGUGUCUAGUUUUAGGCAUUUCUCUACAUAGUCCAUUUUUUGUUGCUACACAUAAUGUUUACUGUGCAAUGAAAAUCCAAGCUAAUUUCAAUGGAAUCAGCAUUUUGUUUUCCAAAUUAUGCAAUUUUGCUGCCGUAUAUGAUGCAUUACAAAGGUGUACUUGAAUGAUGUUUGACAAUGUCAGGCAAUGAAUUCUGUUUGAAAUUUUGCUAUUUGCAAAUUGAGAAGAAAUAUAAGAGCCAAGUGAAUUUGUACUCUAUAAGAAUCAACAGGAAUUAUGUUUGAAUGGUUUGAGUGCAGUUACCUUUAAGUGCAUGUUGUGCUUUUUCAUGACAGAAAAUCAUUUUCUCUCUUCAUGGUUUAUCUCUGAGUCUGAUGGUUACAGGUGCAGUAUAUUUUUAUUGAAUUGCUGUGGAAUGAUUUAUUGGCAUGAGAAAGACCAGUGCCCCAA